Penicillium verhagenii is the source of this 1584-nucleotide messenger RNA. RefSeq names its product phosphatase PAP2 family protein. The record is from RefSeq and is a predicted model, not a curated record. Gene Ontology annotation, cellular component: endoplasmic reticulum membrane. The transcript is spliced from 5 exons. Lineage: Eukaryota; Fungi; Ascomycota; Eurotiomycetes; Eurotiales; Aspergillaceae. Gene Ontology annotation, molecular function: sphingosine-1-phosphate phosphatase activity. The coding region runs from base 1 to 1584 and encodes 527 amino acids.
AUGGUAAACGGCGCAAAUGGACAGCCCGAUGCAGGGCUCAGGAGUCUGGACCACUAUUCAAACCAACUCCCCCUCUGGCGUUAUUGGCCGCGACAGAAGCUCCUCCCUUUAAUCCGAUAUGAGACGCCUUAUCUGGCAUGGGCGCAAGAGAAAGUCCGCACCCCGACACUGGAUUCGUACUUUGCCUUCACAGCUAAUCUCGGCACCCACACAUUCUUCAUGGUCUUUCUGCCGUUUCUCUUCUGGUGUGGCCACACCAGUUUAGGUCGUGGUCUAGUGCACAUCCUCGCUGCUGGUGUGUUCUUCAGCGGUUUCAUCAAGGACUUGCUAUGUCUUCCUCGACCAUUGUCCCCUCCUUUACAGCGAAUCACCAUGUCUGGAUCGGCUGCCCUCGAGUACGGAUUCCCAUCAACACAUUCCACCAACGCUGUAUCUGUUGCCGUGUAUGCGAUUGCCCUGCUCAAUUCCCCAGAUUCCACCGUUAGCCCAAGGACCAGCAUGAUCGUUCAAGCGGUCACUUACCUAUAUGUCAUUUCGAUCGUGUUGGGUCGAUUAUACUGUGGUAUGCAUGGAAUGCUUGAUUGUGUAAUUGGCUCCAUUAUGGGCGCAUUGAUCGGUCUCGCCCAGUAUAGCUGGGGCCCGGCGUUUGAUGACUAUAUCCUUUCGACGUCGCUGUUGGGAAUUCUGGUCGUUCCCAUCGUGAUUAUGGUAUUGGUUCGCAUCCACCCAGAACCGGCAGACUCGUGUCCUUGCUUCGAUGACAGUGUUGCUUUUGCGGGUGUCACACUCGGUGUUGAUGUGGGCUCAUGGUACUUCGCUCAAUCUAGCCUUGCCUGGUCGGAGCCUCUGCCUGGGACCAUCCCAUACCGGUACGAGAGCCUCGGGUUGACAAAGACUGUGAUUCGUCUUGUUGUGGGGGUUCUUUGUGUUUUCGCAUGGAGGGAGAUCACAAAGCCGACUCUGCUCCGCAUUUUACCUCCCGUUUUCCGCAGCCUGGAGAAGCUUGGACUUCUCCUUCCUCGGAGAUUUUUCACUACCGCCUCUGAAUAUACGACCGUCCCCUCCAACUUGAAUGAUCACGAUGUGCUUCCUAAUUUCUCGGAAAUUCCUUCUAUAAUCACCACCAUGCGGCAUCCUCGUCGCCGAGCUAUUUCGAUCGGCCCUCAGUCUGAAGCUGAUGCUUAUGAGGCCCUGGCUUACCGCGAGCAACGCCGACGUGAAAGUUUGUCUGGUGGCACCCGCGAGUCGCCCGCUGAUGUGGAGAUCAACUCCAACGGGUCCCCUGUCGUGCUAAGGAAGCCCACUACUGUAGACCAGUAUGAGAACAUGAUGGGCAGAGGUAGCCCACACUCGGCUACCGCGGAUGUAGAUGCUAGCAUACCACGGUCCUCACCACUUCCGCCACCCGAGCAUGGUGCAUUCAAAAUGGAUGAGGAGGAUGUGUUCUCUCAGAUCAAGAAGCCCCGCGUGCGGUACGAUGUGGAAGUCGUAACAAAGCUGGUCGUAUACGCAGGGAUUCCUUGGGUCGUUAUUAAUGUGGCACCCCCUGUUUUUGAACUGAUUGGACUAGGGGUACCCCUCUAG